This is a messenger RNA of Aspergillus thermomutatus, 378 nucleotides long. RefSeq lists its product as uncharacterized. The transcript has a single exon. Gene Ontology annotation, molecular function: protein binding. Gene Ontology annotation, cellular component: intracellular anatomical structure. The coding region runs from base 1 to 378 and encodes 125 amino acids. The record is from RefSeq and is a predicted model, not a curated record. Lineage: Eukaryota; Fungi; Ascomycota; Eurotiomycetes; Eurotiales; Aspergillaceae.
AUGACAUAUACCGUCACCAUCCCUAAGAGAACGGACUACGCCUUCGAUUUAGGCAAGUUCGGACGACGCAUCACAACCUGCAACCCUGAUGCCCAGGUCUGGUUCAAUCGCGGUCUGAUUUGGGCCUACGGCUUUAACCACAAGGAAUCAGCGGUAUGCUUUGAGCAGGCCAUUACACACGAUGAAUCCUGCGCCAUGGCCUACUGGGGCCUAGCGUAUGCCCUGGGCCCCAAUUACAAUCAGCCCUGGGAAUUGCUUGGUGCCGAUCUCAACAUUGUCGUGCAACGCACCUAUCACGCCGCGCAAAAGGCACAGUCUCUUGCCGCUAAUGCGACGCCGAUGGAACAGGCUCUUAUAUCCGCCAUCCAAGAUCGCUAA